AUGUGGCUUUUUGGGUCUUCCAAGCACCGACAGAUAUGUCAACGCAAACAAGAUGAACGUGCUUCUCGUAUAACGAAUCUGCCCGAGUCAUAUCAGUCUCUCAUCUCGUCCUCAGAACGCAAAAUCUUGGAUGCACCCAUCGAGGAACUGGUCGAGGAUGUCCAAAAAUCGAUCAAGUCACCUAUUGAUGUCCUGCGUGCUUAUGGCAAAGCUGCCGUCAAGGCACAAGAAGCCACGAAUUGCGUUACUGAGAUCAUGUUCCCAGAUGCCGAGACUUGGAUCCAGGAUGGCAGUGUCAACCUGAAAGGUCCUCUCGCUGGAAUCCCUGUCUCGCUUAAGGAUUCGAUUGUUGUUGGUGGCUUUGAUGCUUCUGUUGGUUACUCGGGUAAAUGCUUCAAGCCUCAUGCUAAAGACGGCGCUAUGGUGCGUCUGCUCAAGGAUGCUGGAGCUGUGCCGUUCGUCAAGACUGCUUUGCCUAUCACUUUGCUCUCUUUCGAAUCAACGAAUGAUGUUUGGGGAAGAUGCAAAAAUCCUCACAACAGCAAGUACAGUCCUGGUGGCAGUACUGGAGGUGAAGGCGCCUUAUUGGCAUUUGGUGGUUCGAGAAUUGGCAUUGGAUCUGACGUUGCUGGAUCUGUUCGCGCUCCAGCUCAUUUCUCGGGUUGCUUCUCGUUGAGAUGCUCGACUGGAAGAUGGCCGAAGUAUGGUGUCGACACUUCGAUGCCUGGUCAAGAAGGUAUCCCUAGUGUCUUCUCGCCUAUGACGCGAACACUCUCAGAUCUGGUCUACUUCACAAGAAGUUUGAUUCAAUGCAAGCCUUGGACCUAUGAUCAGAGUGUGCAUCCCUUGGCGUGGCGUCAAAACAACUACGAUGAGUUCAAGGAGAAGAAAAGACUCAGAGUUGGUGUGUUGAGAACUGACGGUGUUGCCGACCCUUCUCCUGCUUGUGCCAGAGCUUUGCAGACCACCGUGGACGCACUCAAGCAACAAGGACAUGAUGUGUUCGAUCUCACUCUCCCCGCUGCACCAUACGCACCCCUCGACGCCCUGUCCAUCGCUGCUCAACUCCUCAAUGCAGAGGGUACAAGAACAUACUCACGCUUCUUUAGCGCCGGUGAAACAAAUGACCCAGGAGCUGCUAAAUUGACUUUCUGGAUGCGUCUUCCCUCCCCUCUUCGCUGGCUGUACGUCAAGUACGUCCGUUACAUUCGCCGCGAUGCUGUCUGGGCUCGUCUCCUGGAAUCUUUCCACGAGAAGUCUGCAUAUGAGAAUUGGCAGUUGGUUUACCAGCGCGAGUCAUUCAAAAACUUCUGGUUCGAUUGGUGGAAUGGUAUCAAUGCCGAUGGCAAAGGCGAUAUGGACGUCAUGAUCACACCUCCCAAUGCUACUCCUGCUGUGCCUCAUGACGGUAUGAGAGAUGCUGUUUCGUCUUGUGGCUAUACCUUCCUCUUCAAUCUUCUCGACUACACUUGUGGUAUCAUCCCUGUCACCAAGGUUGACGCUGCUAAGGACGCUCUUCCCAAAGAUUUCGUCAUAAAUGCCAAUGGAGUUGCCCAGGGAGCGUACAAGCAUUACGAUGCGACUAAGAUGGCUGGCUUGCCUGUGGCUGUUCAGGUCGUGGGUAGAAGACUGGAAGAGGAAAAAGUUCUUGCUGUCAUGGAGAGAGUAGAGCAGGCAUUGAAGGACAGCGGAAGCGUCUAUGAGUUAUUGCAAGUGCCAUAG
This is a messenger RNA of Aureobasidium melanogenum CBS 110374, 1722 nucleotides long. Its product is annotated as amidase signature enzyme. The record is from RefSeq and is a predicted model, not a curated record. Lineage: Eukaryota; Fungi; Ascomycota; Dothideomycetes; Dothideales; Saccotheciaceae. Bases 1 to 1722 code for a protein of 573 amino acids. The transcript has 2 exons.